Adineta steineri is the source of this 357-nucleotide messenger RNA. The record is from the annotation of a GenBank genome assembly. NCBI's taxonomy places the organism in Eukaryota, Metazoa, Rotifera, Eurotatoria, Adinetida, Adinetidae.
AUGAAUCAUGUUGAUUGUCAAUUUACAAAUAUAGUUUAUGAUUUAACCGAUAAUGAUAUAGUAUAUUUAAAAGAUGUUCAUCAAUCAUCAUUUUCUACUCUUAUUAAACAAAUUCGUUCCAAAGGUCAACAUGAUGUUGUCGUAACAAAAGAUACAUCUGUAGAUUUAAUUUAUCUUAGUGCUCGCCUUCAUCAUUAUGAUUGUUUACUUGAAGGAAACGUUUCUAUAUCAAAUUUAUUAUAUAGAAAUUCGGAUAAUUAUAUUCGAGAAAUAAUUGAUCAAUUAAUUUCAAAUAAUUCAUAUGUACUUAAUCAAUGUCAAGAUGAUGAGCUUAAAAUUGUUUAUUCUUCAAUAUGA